UUUUUACCCAGCAUGCACGCAUGCAUGAAAGCCUGAAAGCUUCGAGCGCGCAGCGGCGCAGCAGCACUUGCUCGAAAGUACUGCAAAUCCGUCAGCGUGGCUUUGCCAAUCAAGUGAUGCACUGCAGUGACUCUUGCGCUCGAAAGGAUUAACUACUCUUGGGUGGCAUACUAAUGCGAGCAUGUAAUGGUGAGGCCCCGCAUGUUUGGUGAGCAUGCCGGCCCCCAGCACCGCAGGCAGCAGCCCCAGCGCCAACAGCGCUGGCAGCGCCGGUGGCGGCAACACCAAUGGCCUGGUGGUCUGCAACGAGGCCUGUGGAAUCCGCGAUGUCUGGGCCUCGAACCUGGAGGACGAGUUUCGCACCAUCAUACGUGUGGUCCAGAAGUACAACUACGUUGCCAUGGACACAGAGUUUCCCGGAGUUGUGGCCCGGCCCAUUGGGGAGUUCCGCAGCACAGCAGACUACCAGUACCAGCUACUGCGCUGCAAUGUGGACCUUCUCAAGAUCAUCCAGCUGGGCCUCACCUUUCUCGACGAACAUGGAAACACACCCCCAAAUUACUCCACCUGGCAGUUCAACUUCAAGUUCAGUCUCACGGAGGACAUGUACGCCCAGGAUUCCAUCGACCUGCUUACCAACUCUGGCAUUCAGUUCAAGAAACACGAUGAAGAGGGCAUCGAUCCGUACGAGUUUGCUCAGCUGCUCAUGACAUCAGGAGUGGUCCUCUCUGACAAUGUCAAGUGGCUCUCCUUUCACAGUGGAUACGACUUUGGCUACAUGCUGAAGUUACUAACAGACCAAAACCUGCCUAUGGAUGAGUCAGAGUUCUUCGAGUUGUUGCGAAUCUACUUUCCGGCGAUCUACGAUGUCAAGUACCUCAUGAAAAGUUGCAAGAACCUGAAAGGGGGCCUGCAGGAGGUGGCUGAGCAGCUGGAGCUUGAACGGAUUGGGCCACAACACCAGGCGGGCAGUGACAGCUUGCUUACCGGUGCGGCCUUCUUCAAGAUGCGAGAAAUGUUCUUUGAGGACAACAUAGAUGAUGCCAAGUACUGUGGCCACCUGUACGGCCUGGGCACAUCCUAUGUCAUGAACGGCAACUCUUACCACGACGAGGCAACCCCAAACAACGUGGCACUGCCUGCAGCCGCCGCCCAGCCCACACCCACCUCCACCAACUCUGCAUCUUGACAUGCCUGCCACUACUACAGUGUUGCCCACUCUCCAAAAGUUCCUCUCUAGCCGUUCCUUCUCCGCAGUCUGUCACUCUAACAUUGGGAAAGGUGGCUGGUGAAUAGAACACGUUUUUAUAGCUGUGAAAAUUUUGUUCAUUUCACAAGAGUUUAUUUAAUAGGGCUGCAUGUACAGGAAAAUGCUUGUGUGCCAGUGUGGCCACAUGGGACAUUUUAUAUUUCAGCAAAAUGGCUAUUUCUUCUAUACAUAGAUUCAUGUUCCCUUAUGAUGUGCAGUAAAUCACUCAUUCAAGGCAAAUGCUGUGCACCACUCAUUUGAAUACAUGCCAUGUCGUAGCGUGUAUUAGUGUGGCACAUGUAAGAAAGAAAACACGACGCACACAUAGAGACAGGUGCGUCGUGUUAUAUGUGCCGUGCUAAUACAUGCUACAAUUAUGGAUGAACAACUUGCCCGAGCAUCAACCCUUCUGGCUGUGCCACAUAAGCUGGCUUCCAAUUGCAACCAAAUAAACAGUCAGAUAUGGUAUGGUACAUUCACCACUGAACGUUUUUCAAUUUAGCAUUUACCCCAGUAAAAAUAAAAUUCUUUUGGGAACGACACAGAGCGCGCAUGUGAGGUGCUGAGACACAAAAGACUGAUCUGUGCAUUUUCACCUACGAAGAGCACCUUGGCCGCUUUGCUGGUCGAGUGCUAUCAAAACCUUUGAUGGCCACUUUCGUCUGCACUUGCAGUGCCGUGCUAAUACAUGCUACAAUUAUGGAUGAACAACUUGCCCGAGCAUCAACCCUUCUGGCUGUGCCACAUAAGCUGGCUUCCAAUUGCAACCAAAUAAACAGUCAGAUAUGGUAUGGUACAUUCACCACUGAACGUUUUUCAAUUUAGCAUUUACCCCAGUAAAAAUAAAAUUCUUUUGGGAACGACACCGAGCGCGCAUGUCAGGUGCUGAGACACAAAAGACUGAUCUGUGCAUUUUCACCUACGAAGAGCACCUUGGCCGUUUUGCUGGUCGAGUGCUAUCAAAACCUUUGAUGGCCACUUUCGCCUGCACUCGCAGAAAAUAUUGGAAUGCAGAACCUGUGACUACACUUUUCACUAAAUGUGUUGCGUGGCUGGUAUUUCUAGCUUUCUCCACAUUCAACAAUCAAUAGAACCUUACUUGCUUCAUUAUACGAACCUUUUGUUCUUCUCUUCGCUUCAAGAAAGAAAUUGAGCAAUGGUAUAUCUGUGGUCUCUUACACUGCUUUUUUAUUGCAAACAGAAACCUAUGAAUGUCCACCUGCCAUUGUCAGACUACCACUGUGUUUGUUGCUGCUUUACAGUUUUUAGUGUAAUCACCAGAUUUUAGAUCUUCGCAAACGGGGUCUUCUUUACAGUGGUGCUGGUUACUGUGUGUGUCGUGGAAAAAUGAUCAGGCUGUAACUGCCUGCCGUUGUGACAGUUUUAAGGAUGUGAUUUUACCAUACUAAGUCAAACGCACAACAGGCAAUCUUCCUCCUCGAUGCAUAUUGGGCCUCACCUCCCUUUGCCACUCUGCACACAAGCUAUGCAGUGCUUAUGUCCAGCCAACCUUUUGGGAUUUCACACUUUUCUAUUGCACAAAACUGCUUUUUAAUAAAACUAUUAGUGCAUACAAGGUGUACAAAGCCACUGAUGUCCACCAUAUGCCUCCUUUUUAAAGUUGUGUGCAGUUUUCAUUGGAAGCCACUGCAUGCACAGACUGACAUUUGGAGAGAGGGAGCCACUGUGGUGCAAUGUCGUUUUUAGUGAAAAAUGAUGUAUGUUGUAAAUAAAUGAAACUUGUGCAUUAAAGGCUGUCUGAACAU
Molecule: messenger RNA, 3015 nt
Organism: Rhipicephalus sanguineus (brown dog tick)
Lineage: Eukaryota; Metazoa; Arthropoda; Arachnida; Ixodida; Ixodidae
Product: CCR4-NOT transcription complex subunit 7
Exons: 7
Coding region: 215-1189 (324 amino acids)
Cellular component (GO): CCR4-NOT complex; CCR4-NOT core complex; P-body
Molecular function (GO): poly(A)-specific ribonuclease activity; nucleic acid binding
Source: RefSeq, a predicted model, not a curated record